Molecule: messenger RNA, 1139 nt
Organism: Penicillium brasilianum
Lineage: Eukaryota; Fungi; Ascomycota; Eurotiomycetes; Eurotiales; Aspergillaceae
Source: the annotation of a GenBank genome assembly
UCGGAGUAUUAAUUUGUUAGUCCAGCUGCUCCGGGAGAAUCAUGAAUCGGAACUUCAUCUUCAAGACUUUCGAGCCCUCUCUUCGUUAGAAACACCAGUUUUUCCUUUGACGAGCGUUCAAAAUGCAUGUUUCGACGAUUCUUGUGGGGCUCACUUCUUUGGUGCUGUCUACUAAUGCUCUUCCUCAUAAUACCCGCAGCGCUGCCCAAUACAAAUUCCCAGACCAUUGCUAUCCCACUCCCUGUGCCGGAAUUCCCUCCCAAAAUGAUACCUAUGUUUGUGGUGACCCACGCUUGGGACCUGUUCAGGCACCCAAGAAGUUCCCUCUAGACAACGAGCUCCAAAGCUACGAGCGCUUUGGCGGCCUGUGUCCCGCGACGUUCCUCGAGAAAUGGGCUGGUUCGACCGACUCCGGUGCUACAUACAAGUACCCGCCCGCCAACGGCUUCGUUAUCAACACUGCUGGUGAACCGAUUUUAGGCAAUGCCACACUGCCUGUCGGUCAGAAGGUCGAUCGCUUCGGUUCGGAGUAUGGCAAGUUCCUCGCACCGUUGGGUGCACCCUUUAUCGAACGCGCCCUGCCACCAAGCAACCUGGAUACCUAUGAUGGAAAUCAUCCGUUCAACUAUUACGUUUAUGAAGUGACGAGGAGCUUCGUCGUUGGAAUGGGGCCUAUUGCGCCGUGGUUCGAGCAGCCGGGUAUGGGUACUCAGUUCGUGACCUACAACAACGUCAAGGAACUCCUAGCAGGAGGAUACCUGCGUCGCUUGACGCCAGAGGAAUACGAUGAGCCACGAGAGUUUUCAAAUGACUAUACCCAAGGCCCAUCCAGGGUCAAGCGCCAUGGACUAUGAUAGCUUGAUCGGGGGCUCAGGCAGACAGUGACCCUUUCACCUAGUGCAUGCUAUCUCUGUUGCAGGCGCCACACUCCGCUCAGCUGUAUCGAUUCUGAAUGAGCUGACAAAUUGUAUCACAAAAGUCGGUGUAUUUGUUUAGAUCACUGCUUCAUUGGAGGAAUGGCAGGUCGAUUUCAAAAGCGACCGGGGUGCUUUUUAAAAGCCUUGUUCAUUAUCAAAUCAAUAAAGCUCGAUGGGCAGCCUCGCCGCAGAAUAAGUACUACCUUGUAUUCACUCGGGAUU